AUGGAAUGUAUAAUAAGGGAAUUAGAAUUGUUAUUGUUGGAUCCUUGUAAUGAUUUGAAUGGUUCCAGAAUUGAUAAAAUUAAGCAACUUUCAGAAAAUAAUGUAGUUGAUAAAUUAAGUAAGAUUAUUGAACUGGUGUUGUCGGUAAAAAAUGUAGAUUUAUAUUCUAGUAUAAUAUUACUGGAAGAAUUAUUUGAAAAGCCCAUUCUUAUAAAUGAUAAUAUAAGUUUGUGGGAUAAAAGUAACUAUUUCAACUAUAUAAGCCAGAACUUUACCGAAUUUCUUGAAAAUUCCAAUGAUUUUGACGAUUUCCAACUCAACUCUUUUAUUUUAUUAUGUACCAUAGUUUUGUGUAUUAAUGUAGUUAUUAGGGCUAAUUGGAUAGGCCCUAAAUUCUCUCUACAAACCAGCCAAAAAACUCUUUCAAAUAAGUUCAAAAAUCACAUUGAACGGGCUGAAUCUUCUAAUACAUUAGAUGAAAAUGAUAAUGAGCUGAACUUGAAAACUGUAAUUACUUGGGAAAAUCUAAAUUUAAUAAAAAAUUUGGAUGAUAACAACAAUGAGAAGUGCUAUUUAUUAGGAGCUUUUUAUGAGGAUUUGUCUGAGAAGGUCGUUUUAAAAUCACCCGAACUCUCAUUAACAGACUUAGAAUUGGAUGAAAAGAGUAAAGAGUUUCUCAAACAAAUGAUAAAUGAAUUUGUAAUUGAUGGAGAAACAAUUUAUGAAGGCACUUUAGGCCUACAAUAUCUUUUUAAUUAUCAAAAUACGUCUAAUGUCAAUACCAACACUGAUGUAAUCAGCUCUGAGAAUACUGAAGACUCAAUUAAUAAUGUUAAGAUUGAGAUGAAGAGUAAGGAGAUAUGGAGAAGUAGAAUUGGAUAUAUAUACCAAUUAAUGAUUGAAGAUUCAGGAUUGAUAUUAUGUCCAAAACUUUAUCAUUGUUCAAUUAUUAACUUUUUACACUAUCUAAGACUUUCAAAUGUGUUGGAAGAAUACGAUGUGUAUAAUAUUGAUGUGAAUGAUGGAUCUGAUAGUAUUUUGAAAAGUGUGUUAAUGAGAAAACCUGAUUUGGGAAUGGAAUUUGAUGAUUAUUUUAAAUCCUUAUUAUUAAUUGAGCUCUUGCAGAGGUUACCAAUUUAUAAUUUGAAUAGGCUUUACAAACCAGUAUCGGAAAACUUAACCAAGUAUCUCAAUUUCAGUUUCGAAUUCACUGGAAAACUUGGCGUUCGACGUAAAUUUCAAUCAUUUUCAAUACCACAACUAGUUCUUUCAUAUUCUAAACCCUUUCCUACAAAUUCUAGUCCCAACCAAAAAUUGAAAUGUGACCCUAAUUUGUUGGAUGAAAAUUUGGAAAAUCCACAAGAACCUAAAGAUGAGAUAACUGUUGGAUUGAAUGAGAUAAAUGAGGAGAAUGAUAUAUAUGAGACCCCAAGAUUCGAUGAAGAUGAAAAGACUGAAGAGUUGAGUGACUUGGAACAGUUAUUCUUACUUUCGAAAGGUUUAAACAUACUGUCAACUACUUCAAAACAUGAUCAACUUUCACUACAAUUCCUAAACACCAUUUCAAACACUAUUCUACAACAGAGUAAGAAGAGGAGAUUGAUAAUGUUAAUGAGUUUAUGGUUAAGAUGUAAGACAGAGUAUAACAGGACUAAAACUAUUGAAAGAGCUACAAUACAAUUAAAUAAUAUCCUAAAUGCUUAUUAUGUAACUACUAUGCAAUCAACUAUACACAAUCUCAGUUAUAUGGUAAUAUGUACUGUAGAUGAUGGUAAUAGAAAUGAGUAUUUUUUCCAAAUGUCGUACCCAGCAAUUUGGAACAUUAAACGUGAAAUAGGCAAAUAUAUGUUCAUGAUUGGAUCAAUAACAACGGCCUGUAAUAUGUACAAGGAGUUACACAUGUGGGAAGAUGUUAUUAAAUGCCUAGUAUUAACACAACAAAAACAACAAGCCAAUGAACUGAUUAAUGAAAGAAUUAAAAUAAUGGCAACACCUUCAUUAUAUUGUUAUCUUGGCGAUAUUUCAAAUGAUAUACAACAUUAUCACACAGCAUGGGAAAUGAGUAACGAAAGAUGUGGUAGAGCAGUAAGGUCAAUAGGAGUUAAAUAUUAUAAUUCGGGCGAUUUUGAGAAGGCUCUGGAGUUUUUGGAGAAGUCAAUACAGCUGAACCCGAUGAAUGAGAAUGUCCAGUUCAUAGUGGGAUGCUGCUACCUGAAGCUUUUGAAAUUUGAGAAUGCAAUUACACCAUUUUCACGAGUCGUUUCAAUCAACCCAGAUAACUCUGAUGCCUGGGCUAAUAUCUCCUCAGCACAUUUUAAGGUCUCUUUGUUUGCAAUGAAGAAUUACCAGAGCGGAAAGAUAGCAAUAACUCAGGCCUUAAAGAGUAAUAGCACUCGGUGGCAGUUCUGGGAUAUUCUGCUCAGAAUCUCAGCUAACUUAAAUGAUGUCAAAUGUGCCUGUAAUUGCAUACAAACACUAAUUAACCUAGGAAUGAAGGAUAAGGUUGAGGUGUGGGCAGUGAAGUAUUUGGUGGAUUCAUCUAUCAAUGAGUUGAAUUCGCAGGUGGUUGACGAGACCUUGAAACUGAUUACAAGUAAUAUAACUGAGAGUGCCGGAGUCUGGUCAGAGUACUCUAGAUACCUGAGUAACAAGGAAGAUUAUGUCGGAGCAUUGGAAUCGAAAUUUAAGCAAUACAGAAAGGUGGAACAAAAUAUCCAAAUAAACUUAAAUAAUCCUAAGAAUGAGUUAAAUGGGUCGAAUGAACAGUUUAACGAGUUGGAAUUAGAGUUGUUUGAAGUCCUGAAAUCAAUGGUAGAGUUAGCGAAUAAAGUCGAUGAAGAUGAUUACAAGAAAAAGUGUGAAUCAGUGAAAAAAUUAGUUGAUAAAAAUAACAAAAUGGCAUUGAGUUUGUACGAGAGUAAAGCGUCAGAUUUCGCUGGAGUGGAUCCGUUGUCAAGAAUUUUCAUUUUAAAUAUACCGACACAUGUUGAUAACUUGCAUAGAAAUUAUAUAGUUAUGAGUAUGUAUAUUGUAGGUAGAAUAGAGGAAGUUUAUAAUGUGGUAGGAAGUGCUGAAACAAAGAUUUGA
Molecule: messenger RNA, 3087 nt
Organism: Theileria annulata
Lineage: Eukaryota; Apicomplexa; Aconoidasida; Piroplasmida; Theileriidae
Exons: 14
Coding region: 1-3087 (1028 amino acids)
Molecular function (GO): protein binding
Source: RefSeq, a predicted model, not a curated record